AUGGCGUCCGCGGCCAUGCCCGCACGCGUCGCGGCGUUCCAAACCCGCGCGAUCGCGCGUCCGCGCGCGCUCGCGAAGCACCCCGCCGCGCGUCGUCGCGCGUCGUCGACGGUUCAAAAACGAUGGCUCGAAGGAUCGACGACGUCCUCGGCAUCGCGCGCGAUCGCGCGCGCCGCGUCCUCCGAAGACGGCGCGACGACCGUCGCGGAGUACGCGACGUCCGAGCCCGCGGCGUACGACGAGCUCGGCGAUGACGGCGAGUUCGACGACGAGCCCACCGUGAACAUACCGAUAUCCUUCUUCUCCUUCCUGAACCUCUCCCCCGCGCGCGCGAUCCCGGCGACGAUCGAGGCUUCGUACGCCGCCGCGAUGUCGCGCGAGCUCGUGGACGGCUUCAGCGACGCGUGCCUCGCCGCGCGCGCGGACCUCGUCGACGCCGCCACGCAGGUCCUCAGCGACAGCGCGCUGCGGACGGAGCACGAGGGCGACCUGAAAGCGGGGCGCCUCACGCCCGUGCCGACGUCGCAGCUCGCCGGCGCGCUCGCGCUCAUGCAAGAGGCGGGCGAGCACGAGAGCGUGAUCGAGUACGCGCCGCGCUGCCUCGCGGCGGUGAAGUCGAAGGCGGCGCGUCGCGACAUCACGCUCUCCGCGGCGCUCGCGCACUGCGAGCUGUCUCACGUCGCGCUGACGUCGUCGCCGCCGCGCGUCGGCGAGGGAUGCGAGCUCCUCGACAUCGCGUCGUCCAUCUUGAUCGCGGAAGCCGGCUCCGGGUUCUCGCGCGAGCUCCAAGACACGAUCAAGCGCACGCUGAUCGAGCUCGCGCCCGCGUACGUCAUCGAGCUCCUCGCGCUGCCGCUGGACCGCGUCGCGGACCGCAAGGAAGGGCUGCGCGCGCUGCGGACGGUCGUGUGGGCGCAGGGCGACGCCGCGCUCAUGGAUCGCGCCGCGUACGUCGCGGAGGUGAACCGGCAUCUCACCGCGGCGGAGACGGCGAAGAUGUUCGUGGAGGCGCCCGACGAGGUGGCGCCCGAGGCGGACGAGGUCUACGGCGCCGCGCUCGCGCUCGUCGUCGCGGGGAUGAAGGAUGUCAAGCCGCAGAUGAUUUACGACGCCGGGGAGAUGUUCCAACAGCUCGAGGACGCGGCGGAGUACGAGCGAAGCGCGCGCGAAUACGACGACGCGAUCGCCGCGCAGGCGAACGCGCCGGGCGUGUUCGCGUCCGAGGUGCCGCCGCCGCCGCCGGAGAGCGUCGCCGUCGAGAAAGCGGUGUGCCAGGUCCUCCUCGGGAGCGUCGAGGAGGCGCUGUACACGCUCGGUUUGGGGUUCGAGCAGAGAGGUUUAGGUCUCGCGGAUCCGCAGGUGGAGACCUUCGUCGUCGAGCACUCGCCGUCGGGCGAUCCCGCGGAGGGUCUGUGCGCGCUCGUUGACCGGUGGAUCGCGGACGUCGCGUUCGUCUCCUUCCGCGACACCGCGAAGACGGCGCCGCCGACCGUGGAGACGUGGUUCGAGAACGUCGCGGUGACGCGUUAUGUGGACAGGCUCGAGACGUCGCCGGCGCUGUUGAAACUCCUCGCGUUGACGUCGUCGACGGCGAGUUCGGCGGCGCGCGUCGCGGACGACGUCGCCGCGGCGUUCCGCGGGAGCACCGUCCCGGGUCUGCGCGCGGGCGUCUCAGGCGACAGAUCGGUCGUCGGGACGCUGCGAAGCCACCCGACGGCGUCGAACGUCGCCGUCGGCGGCGCGGUCGUCGUCGGCGCGACGUUGCUCGCGGCGGGGAUGUCCGGCGGCGAGCUCUUCGGCGGCCGCGCGUCGUACCGCGGCGGUUCGAGCCCCGGCGCCUCCGCCGCCUCCGCCGCCGCGACAAAACCCAAGGUGAGCCCCGCGACGACGAUCCGCGAGCUCGGCAUCCAAUUCGCGGCGGCGACGACGAACGUGCUCGACGGCGUCGGCGGCGCGAUCCCUCGCGGCGCCGCGCCGGAGGUGACCGCUGACGUGGCGGAGAAGAUCGUCCGACGGUGGCAAUCGGCCAAGGCGCAGGCGCUCGGCGUCGCGCAUAACCUGCGACCGCUCGAGCAGUGCCUGGAGGGCCCGAUGCUGCAGCAGUGGCUGA
Messenger RNA from Micromonas pusilla CCMP1545, 2110 nucleotides. RefSeq lists its product as uncharacterized. Gene Ontology annotation, cellular component: chloroplast inner membrane. The record is from RefSeq and is a predicted model, not a curated record. Gene Ontology annotation, biological process: chloroplast fission. The transcript is spliced from 2 exons. The annotation marks the transcript as partial. NCBI's taxonomy places the organism in Eukaryota, Viridiplantae, Chlorophyta, Mamiellophyceae, Mamiellales, Mamiellaceae.